Molecule: messenger RNA, 3427 nt
Organism: Cryptococcus deneoformans JEC21
Lineage: Eukaryota; Fungi; Basidiomycota; Tremellomycetes; Tremellales; Cryptococcaceae
Product: vacuolar membrane protein, putative
Exons: 9
Coding region: 54-3269 (1071 amino acids)
Biological process (GO): intracellular protein transport; vesicle-mediated transport; endosome organization
Cellular component (GO): HOPS complex; endosome
Molecular function (GO): protein-macromolecule adaptor activity
Source: RefSeq, a predicted model, not a curated record
CAUCGCUCCCUUGCUGCAGCAUCAUCCAGCAUUCCACUUUCAAGAAAGCUCCCAUGACACUCUCGCCUUCACACUUAGGCCAAACAGCUCCUCAAUGGCGACAGUUCACUUUCUUCGAUGCGGAAAAUGUCAAGGAUGAACAGGACAUGGCCCAGUCGCCUCGAGCUAUCCGACAACUGACUCCGCCAGUCGUAAUUACCACCACAGCUCCUAAAUCUCCUCUGUCACCCUCACUGAUAGUCUCUUCAUCUCGAAAUAUCAGUAUCCUCGACAAGCAUUUCUCCAUCGAGCGAUCGUUUACUGCCUGGGAACAAAAUGGUCGCGCGACAUUCCUUCUCGAGGCAGCCGGGCUGCUUGUAGCUAUAGGAGAGGAAGAAGGGAGCCUUUGGCCCCUGCUGAAGGUGUGGGAUCUGACGAAGGACGACAAGAAGAGUUCAGAGAGAAGGCCAGUGCUGCUCAGAAGCGUACGGAUACAACAUGGACAAAGGCCUCAUCCUGUAUCUUCGGUAGCUCUUACGUCGAAUCUAUCGCAUCUCGCUAUAGGGCUAGGAGACGGCACCGUCCUUCUCUAUCGACACUUCCUUCAAUCAUUGACUACUUCUUUAUCUCUAACAUCCCUUCCCAAGGCUCGCGUUGUCCACGAAUCACAUGAACCAGUGACUGGCUUAGGAUUCCGCGAAUAUCCACCAACAGAUAAAUCAACACCUAGCAGGUCAUCUUCCUCUCACGGAUUCAGUUUGUUUAUCGUUACCACCAACAGAGUACUCUCGGCUCCAGUGAACGGUAAAGGCGAGGCGAGGACGAUAGAUGAUGUGGGAUGCGCUCUUGGAUGUGCUGCAAUGGACUCUCAGAGGAAGGAAAUGGUUGUGGCCAGAGACGAGGCUAUAUAUCUUUACAGUCCCGAUGGUCGUGGGGCUUGCUUGGCCUAUGAAGGACCCAAGUCAUCUAUAGCAGUAUACAAUCAUAAUCUUAUCAUAACAUCGCCUCCAUAUUACCCGUCUGCCGCCUCCGCCUCGGCCACUGUCAGGCAUUAUGCCAAGUCAACCCCAAACGGCGAAUUAGGAUCGCCUGACAUGGCAAAGAUCACAAUAUUUGAUUUAGAUAACAAGGUGAUCGGGUAUUCUGGGACUUAUAGCGAAGGAGUGCGGGAUGUUUUUUGUCAGUGGGGAGGGAUCUAUGUGUACGGCGCCAACGGCAAGUUAUCACGAUUAGACGAGCAAUCCACCCAGGCUAAGCUUGAGACACUAUAUCGGAGAAACCUGUACACCCUCGCCAUCACCAUGGCUCGGUCACAAGGCCUUGAUGAAGCAGGCAUUGCCGAUAUCCACAGACGAUAUGGUGAUUAUCUGUACAGUAAGGGUGAUUUCGAUGGGGCAAUGGGUCAGUUUGUCAAAACAUUGGGGUCCCUGCAGCCAAGCUAUGUCAUCCGCAAAUUCCUGGACGCGCAAAGAAUUCACAACCUUACAACCUAUCUCCAAGAACUUCACUCUCGCGGUCUCGCUAAUCCCGACCACACUACACUGCUUCUCAACUGUUACACCAAGACAUCCGAUCGAGCUCGUCUCGACCAGUUCAUUCGUACCGAGGCUCGACGCUCUUCGUCGCCUGCGCCUGGGACUGGGGCGGGUGGACGGGAAGGAGAGUUGCCUUUUGAUCUGGAUACGGCCAUUAGGGUAUGUAGGCAAGCAGGAUUUUAUGAACAUGCGGCAUAUCUGGCCAAGAAGUUUGAUAAGCAUGAGGAUUACUUGAGGAUUCAGAUUGAGGAUGCGGGUAAGGUUGACGAGGCGUUAAGAUAUUUGAGAGGGCUGGGGCCGAAAGCCUGCGAGGUGAAUAUGGUGAGAUAUGGGAGAACAUUACUUCAGCACGAACCAGAAGCCACAACAGAACUCCUCAUCGACUUAUGUUCUGGAAAUCUUGGGAAGAAGAAAGCGGUACAUGAAGUCGAUGGAAAGACGGAUGGGACUACCGCUGGUAGCGGAGCGAACGGGAGCGGGCCAGCGAUGUUGUCAUAUCUGGGGUACAACAAGGUGACUGGGUUCUUGUCUGGAGAUACGCCCUCAGGCGCAACAUUGAACGAGGAUGAAAAGCCAACUGAUGCUCAUGACGGUACCGAUGCUGCCAGGGUUGGGGAGGAUGAAAAGGAAGACAUGACCCCUAGCUAUGUUCCAGCCUCCCCGAGACAAUACUUUGCCCACUUUGUAGAUCAUCGCGAGCUUUUCAUACAUUUCCUCGAAUCUGUCGCUCUCAACCUUUGGAACCAAAAAGUCGACCCCUCAAUUUCAAAUUCCAGUACCAUUUCAGCUCCUAAAAGAGAUAUGGACGCGCCUCCUCCCACCGACCCGACAGUUAUUGACCAAACUGCCGUUUGGAACACCCUUCUCGAGCUCUAUCUCUCCUCGUCUGCCGAACAAUCGAAACGGAAAGCACUCGCCUUAAUCAACAGCGACUCGACACCUUACGAUCCCAUGCAUGCGCUGGUUCUGUGUUCCUCUGUAGGCUUUAGAGAGGGCAUGGUAAGACUUUGGGAAGGGAUGGGAAUGUACGAGGAUGUCCUGAGGUAUUAUAUGGAUGAGGGACAAGAAGCCGAAGACGCGCAAGGAAUAACGCCCUCGAGCAAGGUGUUCACCCACCUUGAAAUGUACGGCCCGUCACACCCACACUUAUAUCCUCUUGUCCUUAGAUACCUUACAUCAUCACCUGCUAUCCUUACAAGACACAAGGGAGAGCUGUCCAAAAUAUUGGCCAAGAUUGAUGAGUAUCAGAUCAUGCCGCCGCUCGGCGUUGUGCAGUUGUUGAGUAGGAAUGGGGUAGUUGAUGUUGGAAGCGUCAAGGAGUGGUUGAGAGGAAAGGUUGAGGAGAAUGAAGAGGAGAUUGAGUCUGAUAAACACCUUUACGAUUCUUAUCGUUCGGAAACUGCUGCCAAGCGCAAAGCUAUUUUGGAUAGGAGCAGCGUGUCCCAGCCAGAAGUUUUCCAAGUCACAAAGUGUGCAGCGUGCGGUGGGCAGCUUGAUUUACCGAGUGUACACUUUAUGUGCAAGCACAGCUAUCACCAAAGAUGUUUACCGGACUCUGAUCCAGAAUGUCCCAUCUGUGCUCGACAACACUCGGUUAUCCGUGAACUUCGACGCAAUCAGCUCCGCCUGGCUGACAGACACGAUUUGUUUUUGGAAGAAGUGCACCAGGCAGAAGACGGGUUCAAUGUGGUGGCGGAUGCGUUUGGGAGAGGGUUGUUUGGGCGAGAAGGGGUUGAUGAGAAGAUUGAGGCUUAGAUUGAGGCUUAGAGAAAGACCAACUAGGGCUUGCAGGAAAAGAAGAGUUUGUCAUCAUGUCCAUAAUGCAGCUUGCUUGUACUGCAUGCUGUUCUAUGGUCUGCAAGGACGCUUCAUAGUAUGCUCGUCUACAGACUGCCAAGCAUAGCCUCGGCACU